Messenger RNA from Gymnodraco acuticeps, 5036 nucleotides. Its product is annotated as limbin-like. The transcript has 23 exons. The record is from RefSeq and is a predicted model, not a curated record. Gene Ontology annotation, biological process: smoothened signaling pathway. Gene Ontology annotation, cellular component: plasma membrane protein complex; ciliary membrane. The coding region runs from base 327 to 4145 and encodes 1272 amino acids. NCBI's taxonomy places the organism in Eukaryota, Metazoa, Chordata, Actinopteri, Perciformes, Bathydraconidae.
GAAAUCUGUGUUCGUUGUUAUUAACGGGGCAUUAGAAGUUAUCCGUUUUUUCCCAAAUUUAGGAAAUGUUUUCCGAAGUUGUGCAGCAACGGCGAAUAUGGACCUAUUGUUGUGUAACUAUUUAACAACUUUCAUAGCAUCUUCUGAAUUAUUCGCACACAAGUGAGAUGUUAAUGAUAGUUAGACGAGCUGCUACAACUGAUGUUUCUCAAGAAAAAACGGUGGAAAUGUUUGCAUCGCGGAUUUUAUCAGGGGCAACAUCCAGACACCCAGCCAGCUAGCUAGCUAGCGGCUCUCCUUGGGGAGAGUGGCACACCGACUUACGAAUGCUUCAGGGACACUUUACCGUGAAGAGGAUCACGAUAUGGUCAUUUGUUCUGAAUAUCCAAGUUGUGUGUUUGUGUCCACCUUCUCUCUUCUCCCCUUGGUGUCACGAUGUAACCCGGCGUGAGAGUGUUUUGGGUUACAGUGCCAGACAUCAGCUUUUAGGGUACAAUACAUCUAAGGAGGGAUCAUGGAUCACAGCACAACUACCCCCUCCUUUCUCUGACAAAUGGGAGAGCCUCUCCUGUAUCCAUGUGAUGCAACAUGACCCCGGAGGGAAAUCAGCAGAGCAGACAUUGCUUAGGAUGGAUGAUGCAAUGGAAAUCAAUGGACGCUUGGUGUCUUCUACAGAGGGGCCGCUCUCUUCUUCAGCGUCCUCUGGUCUAUGGGGACGGCCUCUUUACACGCCACUCUCCUACCUGUCAAAGAUCUUGCCCCUCAGGAACCGCAGAAGCACACUCACCAGAUAUAACUCGGGCCUCACUCUGCCUCAGAUUCAGAGUGUGGCACCUCCAUCCUCAUAUGAGGUCAAGUUUCACAAGUGUGCACAGGUGAAGCUGGACACUGACCCUCCUCAGCUGACUUUCUUCCUGCUGAUUGACAACAAGGAUGGCACCGACUUGUCUCAGUUGGCUAUUCGGGACUCCAUCUCUGGAAUAGUGCCCCUAAAAUCUAAAGGCAGGGUGGUGGAAAGAGGCUACCAGGCGUUUUCCAUUGAUUCACUGUCUGCUGGGUCCAAAGUUGUUGUCAACUAUACCGCUCACAUAAGGAGUCAUAAGACUGAAGUCCUGGACCUUCCAGCUUUUCUCACCUUCUCCAACGCCUCACAGAAUGAUGUCAGUAUGUUUGGUCCAAUAAGAGCUAAUCUAACGUUGAGAGUGAAUUCCACCGACAGGAUGUAUCUUAACCAUGGGGUCCAUUUUGCUGGAUUUGUUGUUGGGUUCUUUGUCACGCUGGUGCUGCUGUCGCUAGGGUUUCUGGUCAUGAACCUGAUCGGCCUCAGAUCCAGGCUGAACCUUCUCCGACAAAGGAGAAACAGGCGUGAUUCUGUCCCAGAGUAUGCACACUGCAACAUGAGUGAGACCAUAAAAGAUGAGGCCGCAUUUGAAGACAAGAUGGUGGACACGAUGGUGCUGGAAGAUCCCCAGAACAUGUACCAGGCUUUGGAGAACCUUGAAAUGUCCACGCUGCUGCAUGCCACCAAAAACCUGGAGGCCACCCGGAUUCAGAUCUACAAGGACGUGAUGUCUUCCCUGCUGGGCGACCUGCGCUCCCGGGGCCAUACCAGCGCCCAGGCCCAGCAGAGGCUUCUGAGUGUGCUCCACGGACAGAUGUUGGGUAUGGAGGGCCGGCUGAAGGAGGAGCGAGGGGCCCGCCUGGCAGCUCUGAAUGGCCGGUGUAACCUGGAGAGUCGGGAAGAAAUGGAAGCAGAGCAUCGCAGAGAGGCUGCUGAGAAGAACCAGGCCGAGCUGCUGUGUCAACAUGCAGACCAACAGGAGCUCCUGCACUGCAGUGUCCUCCUGGAGAAGCUGCACAAGCUGAGUCAGAGUCAGCUCCAGCGCAUCCUGUUGGUCCGUCAUGAGGAAGCCUCUGGGAAGCUCCAGAGGCAGAUCAUCGAGUGGCGCCGGGUGGAGCUGCACAAGAUUUUCUCAGAGGAACUGGAGGAGGCCACCAGGAUGGGGGAGCUGGAGAAGAGCACGGCCAAGAGUCUUCAGCACGAUUACUUCGCCUGUCAAGAUCAGCUUGAGGAGAUGCUGGAUGUGGUCCUUGCCAACCACCGCUUUGUGCUUGCUGAACGCAACGCUCAGAGGAGGUUCUUGGUGCACAGCCUUCACAGCCUCAACAGCCUGAUUUCUGACAGCUUCUCCAGCACCUCCAGCAACCUGGACCGCUGGUUCACUCACAUCAGGAGAGGGAGCCUCGUGUCUGCCGAGCAGAUCGAUCAGCUGCAGGAGAAAACACAGAAAGAGCUGCUGAUGGUGAGGCAGAGACUGGAUGAGUCUCUGAGCCAAGAGACGGGGGCCAUGCGCUGUGGACUGAUCAAGAAGAGGCGGGAUCUCAUCUCUGACAUGCUCCGGGUCCACAAACAGAGACAGAAGGACCUGUCGGGGCUGUCCAAGGGUCUGGAGGGACGGAUAGAUGUAGCUCAGCACCUGCAAUGUUGGAGGAACUUACUAACAGCUCACAGUUUGGAGCUAGCUGAGCUCAUCAACAACCUGGAUGAAGAGGCUGCUGCAGACAUCCGCAAGGUGACCAUGCGUGUGAUCCAGGGUGCCAUAACAGAACUCAAAGCCAUCCAGCCCUCGGCAGCCCAGGCCCUGCUGACACUCUUGCCUCCAGGGGCCCAGCGCUCCCUGCUCCAGCUGGACCCGGAGCCGGGGGGGCCAGGGACUGCUCAGGGGCCAGGGGCGAGCGCUCUCCCCCAGGGCCAGGAGAGGCUGCACCAGGAAGGAAAGGCAGCGCUGCGCACCCUCAGCUGCAGCAGGGAGGCUCUGAGGGGAGCCAUGGAGAGAGAACUGCAGGAGCAGAGAGAGCUCCGGGCGCGCUGCAGAGCGUUCUUCAGUUGUUUGUGUUCGUCCCAGCUGACUCUGUCUGAAGAUGACCGGCUGAGGAUGAAACUAGAGUUUCAGAAGUGUCUGUCUGUGAUGGACCGCUGCCUGGUGCUGCCCCACGCCGUCUCCAGAACCAAACUUCACAACGCUCUAGCAGCUUGGAGAAAGGACAGCGAGCAACAAAUGACAAAUAUGCAAUCCAAGGGGAAAACCAACGAUGCCAGACCAAAAGCAGACACCUCUGACCUGCUGCUUUUCCAGAGAAGGCUGGAGGACAGGAUCCAACUGUGUGAGAAGGAGAAGGAGACGGAGAGAGGCCUCAUGGAUGGGGUGACAGUGGAGAUGCGUAAAGAGAGAGAGGAUGACCUGCGCUCUCAGGGCGACAGCUUGGCGAUGCAGAUGGCUACCAUCCACUACCAGAAGGCUGAGCGGAGGACCAAGGUCCUGGAAACCUCCAGAGCAAUGCUCACUCUGCACAGCCUGCUGAUACAGCAGCUCAGAGACAGGAAGAGCCUGGAGAGACAAGACAUGGCCCAGAGUAUAAACAACCACUGCAUGGGCCUGGAGGAAGCAGAACAGCAGCUUCAAAAGGAAGUAAAGGUGCUGGACGGCCUGCAAAUGUCUCCCUCCAGAGUCCCAACGCAGAGAGAAGACCCUGAUGAGGGAGAGGGGGAAAGUGAGGAGGAGAGAAUGUUUCAAGUGCAGCGGGAUUGCAGGAUGACGUUCAUCCUCCAGGGGGCGCUGUACAAAAGCGAUCAGGUCCUCGCACUGUUGGCUGAGAGAUUGCAGGAAAUGACUGGCAACAACCAAGCCAUGGAAGAUUUAAAAGAGCAAAUGGAGCUCAGGAGACUUUAUGCAAACUGUGAUCAGGAUCUAGAGUUUGCAUCGGGGCUGGUUCGGCAGAGUCAGGUGUCUGCGGAGGUUCUCCUGGAGGCCCUGCGCCUCCUCCUGCCCACCCUGCCUGAGAGCGAACUCCUCUCCAUCACCGACGCCCUCUGCCCCAAACAGCACCCGGGCUCAUCUUCUGCAGAGCAGGAACACUCGGGGUGUGCCGGGGGGGGUGAACAGAGUUCUUCCUGUCAAACUGAGGGAAGAAGUGGUGCAUACAAAUAUGCCAACUAUGCCAAGCUGCACUGUGGAAAGAGAGAGACUCCUGGAAAAGAGGCAAAGUUUGAUGGAAAAACUGCUCCCCAGAUCUCCUCUCCUGGCUCCAAGAGAUGUUGCACCACUGUUGGUUGGAGAGGAAGGAAAGGAGGACACUCGUACUAAAGCACAACGUCCAAUUGAUAAAUCAACCGUGACGGAAAACACAGUUAGUAAGCCGCUAACUGACACUGCAAAAGAAACAUUACAAAGCACAGCAGAGGAAUACUUGAUGCCAGCGUCUGCCAGCUCAGUGCUGGGCGUCCACGCUACAGGAGAGAGGCUGUUUGUGUUCAGGGACCCGCCUGAACCAUGUGACAUUGUAGGGGCUCCUAAAAGAAAAGAAAAGGAACUUUCUCAAUCUGAAGAAGGCUCGGUGGCUCCGACACACCUACCUUGAGUCUGAAAAACAUUGUCGUCCACAAGAUUUUCUAUGAUGAUGGUACUAUAUCAUGGUGUAUAAUACUGAAAUCUCAAAUAAAUCAAUAGUUGUGCUGUUUAGCUAAACUUUCUCUGUGCCUUUUUAGAAAUGUUCGUUGCAUGGUGGUUGUGGUUGAACAGUUUAUUAUUACCUCAGCCAAAGAAGUUGUGUUUUAGUUUUUUUACUGGCAGCAGGAUGAUGAUAAAUCUACUGCCCAAAUGUUAACGAAACUUGAUGGCCGCUUGUAGCAUAUGGCUGAGGAAAAACCUAUUACAUUUUGGAAGGGAUUUGUCUAUAGGUGUAUUUCUGCUUUGCCAAAUUACCCUUCUGGAUUUUACAUUAUGUUUGUAUACAGAUUACAAUUGUAUCUUGAAUGGACAUCUUUUAAGUUGUCCACAAAAGUUCGGACUCUUUUUACUGAAAAGGUUACAGUAUAUGAAUGUGUUUUCAUAGUAUUAAUGUGUACUGUAUUCACAUUAAAAAGUGUUUUUAUUGGUGUUCAAAACUCCAGAUAUCAGACACUUUUUCUGGUUUGAAGUGAGAAUUGUUUGAUUCAAGAUGUACAGAAUAAUUAAAUGUAUCCAAAUUCCAAGUUA